CUCCCCCUCCCUCUCUCUCUCCUUUUGUUUCUGCCUGUCGGUUCCAGUGGUUUCUCCGGUUCUGCUGGAGGUUCCUCCCGGCACUUCCCUCCCUGACCCAUUAGUAUUCAGCCGGUGUCCGGCCCAGCGUUCCGAAUGCACCAUCAGAGGGGCUGGAGAAUCCGGGGGGGAAGGCUGUUGCACCCCCAGUCUGGUGUGGAAUAAAUCUGCCUCUCCCUCAGCCCGACCCACUGAGCUGUAACCGGGGAGCCCUCCGACCCCCCGACCCCCGGCCCCUGCAGUCUCACUGGCGACUCUACAGAAAGAACCUUGGGGAGUCAUUCAGAGCGGAAUCAGUCGCUGCAGCGGCCCCUGUGCGGCUAUCGCCCAGCCUUGGACUAUCGGCAGCAAAACGAUGCUGAGAUUAAGGAGGCAAAGCGAGGGAUUCGAUUGGAUGAGCCAAACGUAACUCCGCCCACAGUUGCAGAUUUGGGCGCAAUGGAAUUCUCAUGAGAUCGCCUGGAUUCCGCCACUUACCCCCUCGUGUCCAACGUCUUCUAAAGGGAAUCGGGAGAGAUUGUGUGACGAUGGCCCCAAACUGAGCCGCCGGCGCCGAGUCUCCUCGUUCCCUCAUUACAAGGUGUUUCUCGAUAAAAUCGUUUCCUGGAGAAGUUAUUACAAAAGUAUGAACAUUGAACAUGGUUCCCCACCUUUGCACCUGCAGGAUUCUGGGUCUGAAGAUCUUUAGAAUGAUUUGGAAGCAAGCUCUACUUCUCUUGUGGGUCACAUCUCUGGCCCUGGGGGGUAUUUCCCCUACUUCCUGCCCCGCGGCGUGUACCUGCAGUAACCAGGCCAGCCGCGUUGCCUGUACCCGGAGGGAACUGAUGGAAGUGCCCGAGAGCAUCUCCGUUAAUACGCGAUAUCUGAAUCUUCAGGAGAAUAUUAUCCAGGUCAUUAAGACGGACACUUUCAAACACCUUCGUCACCUGGAAAUUCUUCAGCUCAGCAAAAACCUGAUCCGUAAGAUCGAGGUUGGAGCUUUUAAUGGACUCCCAAACCUGAGCACCCUGGAACUUUUUGAUAAUCGCUUGACCACUGUCCCCACUCAAGCCUUCGAGUACCUGUCGAAGCUGAGAGAGCUGUGGUUAAGGAACAACCCAAUUGAGAGCAUACCCUCCUAUGCGUUCAACCGGGUCCCUUCCUUGCGGAGACUGGAUUUAGGGGAACUUAAAAAGUUGGAGUAUAUCUCAGAAGCUGCCUUUGAAGGUCUUGUCAACUUGCGGUAUCUCAACCUAGGCAUGUGUAACUUGAAGGACAUACCCAACCUUACGGCUUUGGUGAGACUGGAGGAACUGGAACUCUCUGGGAACAGACUGGAAAUGAUUCGCCCCGGCUCUUUCCAAGGGCUGACCAGUCUCAGGAAGCUGUGGCUGAUGCAUGCACACGUUACCAUCAUAGAGCGCAAUGCUUUCGAUGACUUGAAAUCUCUGGAGGAACUGAAUCUCUCUCAUAACAAUUUGAUGUCUCUUCCCCAUGACCUGUUUACGCCUCUCCACCGCCUUGAGCGAGUGCACCUCAACCACAAUCCCUGGCACUGCAAUUGUGAUGUAUUGUGGCUAAGCUGGUGGCUCAAAGAGACCGUGCCCAAUAAUACAACAUGUUGUGCCCGUUGCCAUUCGCCUCCCAACUUAAAGAUGAGGUACAUUGGGGAGCUAGAUCAGAGCCAUUUCACCUGCUAUGCCCCCGUUAUAGUGGAACCCCCCACUGACCUUAACGUGACAGAGGGCAUGGCGGCUGAACUCAAGUGCCGAACUGGUACAUCAAUGACCUCUGUGAACUGGUUGACACCAAAUGGGACCUUGAUGACCCACGGCUCUUACAGGGUGCGCAUUUCAGUCCUUCACGAUGGCACACUCAAUUUUACAAAUGUAACCGUUCAAGAUACGGGCCAGUACACAUGUAUGGUGACCAAUUCAGCCGGAAAUACUACGGCUACUGCCACCCUCAACGUAUCUGCUGCUGCUGAUCCUGCCACCACCGACUAUACAUAUUUUACUACCGUGACUGUUGAAACUAUGGACUCAAACGUGGAGGAGACGAAACCUACUGACAAGGAGCCCGGCCCCACCCCGACGGUGCGAUGGGGAAUAACCUACUCCACCACCUCGCUCACUCCGCGUAGUACGCGUUCUACGGAAAAGACCUUCACCAUCCCCAUUACAGACGUGACGGGGAACAUCAUGAAGGAUCUGGACGAUGUUAUGAAGACCACUAAAAUUAUCAUAGGAUGUUUUGUAGCGAUAACUUUUAUGGCAGCUGUUAUGCUCAUUGCAUUUUACAAACUCCGAAAGCAGCACCAGCUUCACAAGCACCACGGGCCGACGCGGACUAUCGAAAUAAUCAACGUGGAAGACGAGAUACCGGCCACGGCCCCGGGGGACAAUCACAUGGCCCUACCGGCCAUCGAGCACGACCACCUCAAUCAUUACACUGCGUUUAAGGCCCAUUAUAACAACAAUACGGGGACCCUUAACUGUGCCAAAAACCCCAUGCUCAACUCCAUCCACGAACCCCUUUUGUUUAAGAGCAGCUCAAAGGAAAACGUUCAAGAGACGCAAAUUUAGCAGAAAUAACCGGGCAGUGUUAUUGUUUGUGAAUUUCAAAUGACAGAAUCCUUUUCCACAUCUUCAGAAAGAACUCUGCCCAACGUGCCGGAACCACGAGAGUCCACUUGGGCCGCGACGCGAGUCUCUCUGGGUCGGUCUUUUCAUGGAUAUUCGAUGGACGGAAUUCUCUUACUAACAGAGAGCCCAGCACUGACACAAACUGACAAAAACCUUUUGAUAAUUUCCAAGGGAUGUUUCACUCUCCGACUACCUGAUGUAUUACUAAAAAAAAAUUUUUAAAAAGCUUAAAAAAAGAUAAGAAAAAGGGGGAAAAAAAAAUGUAAUGAAAAGAAUAUGUAAGGAAAAAAAAGCUUAUUUUGUGGUACAGCUCUUUAUGUGUAAAUUCUAUUUCAGAUCUAUUUUCAUCAAGGCAAGUGUUACGGAAUGGGAGAAUCAAUCCCGCCAUUACUGAGGCAGAAAAUUGCAUUUUUUAUUAAUCACUAAGGAGUUUCUGUUGAUUAAUUGUGUGGGAAAGAAUCGUUGCCAAGCCAGCUCCGCCUCCAUGGGAGGGGCCAUUGCUAUGAUUGGCUAGCCAAGGGUGCCUGCAAUGGAGCACUUGCCCUAUUGACUCCAACUUGGCUCCGUUACGAUCCUUUGGGACGUUUCCUUGGUAACAAUAACGGGACGUGGGGGUUAGUGUGCGGGGAACGGCACUCCUUGCACUUCUCCUUCUUCUUCUGGGGGGGGGGGGGUUCGUUUUUUUUGUUUUUUUUUUCUAAUUAAAAAUAAUAAAAGGUUUUUGCAACCUUUCAAAAUGUUUAUUUUAAAAGUUACUGUGCCAUAGAAACAUUGAAAAUGUGCCAAUUCUCUUCUGAACUUGACUGAAAAACAUAAGUGUAUGAAAAAAAAACAGGUUUUUACAAAAAAAAAACAAAUAAUAAUAAUAAUAGUUUUUGGGAAAGAAGCGACGGAGGACUCGGUUUUCAUCCUUCUGCCACAGGAAUAUUUGGGCCACUUGUUAUUUUUGGUUUUUUCUUUCUGGAUUUCUAAAGAAAAUGGCCGACGUGUGACAUCAUGACAUUGAUAUGAACUCAUGGGUUUCGUUUGGUUUUUUUAAGUUUAUUUGAAUUUUUUAGUAGGCGAUUUUUGAAUGAUUCUUGUGACUUGAAGAAGAAUGAAUUCUCUCUGUCAAAGGCCUUGGAGACAUAAAGGUUCUAUAAAGGAAAGGACAUCGCCAAGUCUACAAAAACAAAUAAAAAAUGAAAAAGA
Molecule: messenger RNA, 3854 nt
Organism: Xenopus tropicalis (tropical clawed frog)
Lineage: Eukaryota; Metazoa; Chordata; Amphibia; Anura; Pipidae
Gene: lrrc4b
Product: leucine rich repeat containing 4B
Exons: 5
Coding region: 678-2603 (641 amino acids)
Cellular component (GO): synaptic membrane; membrane
Source: RefSeq, a predicted model, not a curated record